Messenger RNA from Lymnaea stagnalis (great pond snail), 4882 nucleotides. NCBI's taxonomy places the organism in Eukaryota, Metazoa, Mollusca, Gastropoda, Lymnaeidae. The record is from the annotation of a GenBank genome assembly.
AUGACAACAGAAGUGACUUACCAGUGCUCACUUAGCGCGGACGUGCUGAAGGUCGCCAUGGCUGAGUUGAAUGAGGACCCGAACACACGCCAUAUAGAAGUCAAGACAUUGCGACAAAGAUUGGAGAAAUACCCAGGUAGUAGAUGAGUUGUUCAGUUGUCGCCCCUUAAACUGCCAAUAUUCAGUACUAAUAUGUUAAAAUAUGCGCUCUUACAUUCAGGACUAUAUGUCUUCAAAGAUAUAAUGUCAACAUAGCCUCCACCCCAGAAAGGUUGUUAUAUUUCCAGAUCCAAAUGGCAAUAUACUCUCUGAAACCAAAAGUCAUCAGAUAUCCAUUUGUUCUGUUUCAUCGUGAUAUCUUAGCUAGCGCUUGCUCAAGAUUAACGGACUCUCCCUGAGUUGCCCCAUAGUUAGAUCUACCCCUUCACGAACAGGAAAAAAAGUGUAAAUGAACUAGUCAGACUAAUGUCUCGGGAGGGGGGUAGUCUCUUUUUACGUUGAUUAAAUUAAAUGUUAUAAUAUUUAAUUACAAUGUAAAUCAAUUAUUAUCACCUGACAUUGUUCUAUGCUGCCCCCCCCCCAUAUUUCCCUCCUCCCAACCAAUGCCCCAGGACUAAAUGCCCGGACGGACUCCAAGUUCUUGCUGAGAUUUCUACGGGCCAGGAAGUUUGACCAGGAACAGAGCUUCCAGUUGGUCCUCAAUUAUUACACCAUGAGGAAAGAUGACAGGGAGAUCUUCAGUGGUAAGUAAUUACACAUUGGGGAUAGAUGACAGGAAGGUCUUCAAUGAUAAGUAAUUGCACAUUGGGGAUAGAUGACAGGAAGGUCUUCAGUGGUAAGUCAUUGCACAUUUGGGAUAGAUGACAGGAAGGUCUUCGGUGACAAGGGAUUGCACAUAGAGGGUAGAUGACAAGAAGGUCUUCAGUGGUAAGUCAUUGCAUAUGGGGAUAGAUGACAGGAAAGUUUUCAGUGGUAAGUAAGUGUUAUUACAACUUGAGGAAAGAUGACACGAAGCUCUGUAGUGGUAACUGCAGUUCUAAAUGUGCUUUUAUUGAUGCAUCAUAUGUCAUGUUAUGUUCUGUUCUUGUCUUUAUUGUGUUCAUUACUGCGGAGAUCAAAGAAAAGGUUUGGCCUGGCCCCCAAUAUUCAUGUCUGUACGUGAAUACUUUAGGCACUGUCAUCGUGUGGGUCCUGCGACCCCUGCGGGUACAGGGGACCUCGCAUUACUAAUGUGUCUAUAGUUGGGAUGUGGACAAAAUAUUAAAUUAUCAACUUUGAGUGCAGGGUAACAGAACCGAAAAGUGUCAGGGGGGGGGGUACCUAAGUCAUAAGACGGCUCGGCUUUUAGCGCCUUCAGAUCACAAAUCAGCUGACUAAUGGCGUUACAAAUUUGUUGUUGUUUUCCUUUUAAAACACGUUGACCAGUUGACUAACGCCCCUGAGCCUAUACAAUUGCUUUUAAGGAACUAUUUCUUGUUCGUUAGUCUGUAGAUAUUUUUCAAUAAUAGCAAGACCCAAAUCACGACAUUUUUUUUAUGUCUCAUCAGAUCUUAAACCAUUCUGUGUGCGUCACGUGUUUGAGAGCGGGUACACGACGCCCCUGGGGGUCAGAGACAAGAAAGGGGCCGCAGUUAUUCUAGAAAAACCAGGUGAGCUACUUUAAAAAAAAAAAAAAAAAAACAAUAAAUUCACUGACAUAGUGCGUAGAUUAUGAAUUGCUUUUUUGUUGUUUUUGGUACACUUUUUGAGUCAAAUUUUUGCCGAGUUCCAUUUCUCUUUGUGUAUAGCUAAAAUAAUAAUGCAUAGCUUAAUUCAUUAAUAAUAGCAAUAAACGUAAGGACAUCUAAUUGUAACCUAGUUAUUGAAGAGAUUUGUUGUUGAUGUCAUUAUGAUUUCACUUUGCUAUGGUGGACCAAUGGUCUCUAUCCACGUGGAGGCUGAGGUAUGUGGCUCUAUCCACAAACUUUUAAAUGAACAUACUUCAAACACGACUUAUUCAGACGUCUUUAACUUAAACAGAAUGAUCAAUCCAUUGGUCGUGGGCCCUCAAAAUAUAGAAGAAGAAGAUAUGGGAGAGGAAAACCCCAGAAAAACGACCUAUCAUACAAUAGAAGAUAAAAUAUCAACAGCACAUAUUAUUAAAUAUUAUAUAGAAAAAUAUCCUUAUUUCAGGUAACUGGGACUAUGCACGGUUCUCUGAGUUGGAUCUGAUCAAGGCAGAUUGUAUAACUAUUCAAAAAAUAACGGAAGUAUGUCUUUGUUUGUUGUUAUGUGUAUGCUUUCUUAAUUGUUUUUGUUGUUGUUGUUGUUGUUUUUUUGUUUUUUGUUUUUUGAACUUGAGAUUUCUAAAAUCCAGCAAAGACUUUCAGAUGGUAUCAAAAUUCUUCAGAUGAUUCAUCCCACAUAAAAAGUGUAUGUAAACAUUGUUGAAUGCUAUAUGCAGUGAUUUCAAUCAAGUAUAAACUUGAUUCGUAAAAAAUGUGUACAAAGAUAAUCUUGUGUACACACAAUACAGCCGAACAGUGAUCUAGUAACUAUAAACAAAAAGUAUUGUGUUUUUCCAUUAGGAUGAGACAACUCAAGUUUAUGGGGUAACUCUUCUCAUUGACUACACGGGCUUCACCUUGUCUCACCUGACUCACACGUCACCUUCUUUUGCCAGACGAAUGUGUAGGUUAUGGCAGGUGAGUUGGUAGGUGGGCCAUCUGAUGGACCAGGUGAGUUGGUAGGUGGGCCAUCUGAUGGACCAGGUGAGUUGGUAGGUGGGUCAUCUGAUGGGCCAGGUGAGUUGGUAGGUGGGCCAUCUGAUGGGCCAGGUGAGUUGGUAGGUGGGCCAUCUGAUGGGCCAGGUGAGUUGGUAGGUGGGUCAUCUGAUGGGCCAGGUGAGUUGGUAGGUGGGCCAGGUGAGUUGAUAGGUGGGUCAUCUGAUGGGCCAGGUGAGUUGGUAGGUGGGCCAUCUGAUGGGCCAGGUGAGUUGGUAGGUGGGUCACCUGAUGGGCCAGGUGAGUUGGUAGGUGGGUCAUCUGAUGGGAGAGGUGUGUUUGUAGGUGGGCCAUCUGAUGGGCCAAGUGAGUUGGUAGGUGGGUCAUCUGAUGGGCCAGGUGAGUUAGUAGGUAGGCCAUUUGAUGGACCAGUUGAGUUGGUAGGUGGGCCAUCUGAUCAACCAGGUUAGUUGAUAGGUGGGCCAGGUUUAUGGACCAGGUGAGUUGAUAGGUGUGCCAUCUGAUGGGCCAGGUGAGUUUGUAGGUGGGCCAGGUAUAUUGGCCAGGUUAUUUGGUUGCUGGGUCACCUGACUCAAGUCACUUUCUUACGCCAGACGAAUGUGUAGGUUAUGGCAGGUGAGUUGAUAGGUGGGCCAUCUGAUCGACCAGGUGAGUUGGUAGCUGGGCCAGGUGAGUUGGUAGGUGCUUCGUAACUGUUCGAUACAUUCCCGUUCCAAAACAUGUCAGAAUCGGUACUUCAGUAUUGAAGAUACAGCUGAACAAUUUUACUGCAAUCCGUGAGGCUCAAAGUGCAACGAUUUUUAUAAAUUUGGAAAGAAAUGUUUUAAAAAGUAUCGUCAUAACAUUAAAAUGUCGUGGGCCAGAUUCAUAAAAAAUGACAAAAGGGGGAUGGGGCGCACAAAAAACGGGAAUAGGAGAGAGGUAAUGUACACAGGACCACCUUGAUUUCGUCUUAACAAACUGUUCAUGAUAGAGUUGUUACAUCAUUAUGGUGUUUUCCAUCUGACUUCCCUGUAGGAUGUGUUCCCAGCGAGGCUAAGAGCUGUCCACAUUGUCAAUGAGCCGGCGAGCUACAGCAACAUCUUCGGACUGUUCAAGCCGUUUCUUAAACAAAAGCUGUUGGAUAGGGUAAGUCGUGUUUUACACGGAGGGUAGGCUGUCGGAAAUUACUUUUACAAGGAAAGUCACCGAGAAUGACUCCCCUUGUCCACUUAUUGUCUAGGCCCCCACUUCUAUUUUCUUUCACUUUCUCCCUGGGUCCCUCAAUCCUAUUUUCUUCCUCUUGCUUGGUCUUCCUUCUACGCACAAUUUUCUUCUCUGUUUCAGAUUUUUUUCCACGGUACCAAAUACUCGGGUCUCCAUGAACACAUUGAUCCAGACAAUCUUCCCAAAGCUUACGGUGGAAACUGCCCUGAUGUGGUGGAUACGGUCAGUGGACAAUAUGUCGUUACAACUAAGUGAUAUUUUUCUCAACAUUUUUAUUUUAUAGAUGACUAUUAGGAUCUGUAGACACUAGAGUCACAAUAAUAAUGAAUCACACAAGUGCACCCGAGGGUAAAUCAUUAUCUUCAAUUUUGACGUAACUUAUUUUUUCAAGGGAUAUGAUGGGUUGCCAACCCGGUUGGGAGUGAGGGGGGGGGGGCAAUAAGAUAAGCAGUAUCUUAAAUCCCAUUACAAACUCAAUGAGUAUGAGGAAACGAUACAUUCGGUUGUGUAAUUCUAGCUUUAUAUUGUGGACUAACAAAUACACCCUCCCUUCCCCCCUCCCGGUCCAUACCCACCCCUCCUCUCAUUCAGACAUGGGCUGACGUUAUUCUCAAGUGUGACAAGCAGUUUGAAGAAGACGCCAAAUAUGGUCUGCUCGACAUGAAGGUCAGCGCCCUGCAAGGGGCGGAGACUGAGAGCCCAGGAGGCGUGGCCAGAGACAGCCUGGUCGGGACAUUCAAGAAACUGGCAGUUGAUUAGAACAUCUGUUGACAGCUGUUCAAUUCAGCAUCAUAAAUCACUAUACAAAAAAGUUAUUUUAAACAUUGAAUAACAUUAACCUUACAGAUAUCACAUGCACACUAGCUUAGUUUUUAUAACAAGAUAUAAGCUGUAAUUUUUUGAAAAACCUGCACAAGUUUUAAAUAAAUGCAAAAUGGUAAUUUUUAUAACAA